This is a messenger RNA of Penicillium verrucosum, 2154 nucleotides long. RefSeq lists its product as uncharacterized. Gene Ontology annotation, biological process: transmembrane transport. The record is from RefSeq and is a predicted model, not a curated record. Gene Ontology annotation, molecular function: transmembrane transporter activity. Lineage: Eukaryota; Fungi; Ascomycota; Eurotiomycetes; Eurotiales; Aspergillaceae. The transcript has 5 exons. Bases 1 to 2154 code for a protein of 717 amino acids.
AUGAAGAACCCAGUCAAGCAAAUGCGCUUCCCAGCGCUCGAAGACUUCCUCGAGUACGUCCAAAAUGUCGCAGAAGCUUCCAGCAGAUGGGUCAACUGGCAAAUCAUACGCGGCAAGCGACAUAUAUGGUGGGAGACCGACUGGGACGUGGUAUCCCGAUGGGCGCAAUCGAUCAUCGAGACAGAAGAGCGUCUACGCGAAACCACCCAACGCGAGAACUUCCUCAAGAAGUGGAUCCAUAAAUUCCACAACGGGUCCAGCGAAGCCGGCAAAUUCGUUCUACCAGAUUUGAUCGAAGAGUUAAUAGCUCUGGACCACGAGUACACACGUCUCGAGCGGAUAUACGACACGCUCCUGGCGGGUUGUCCCGUGGGCCCUAUCAAGAGCGGGUAUAUGUGGAUUCGAAAACAGCCGCAGUGGUAUCUUCAUAGUGAAUGGUUGCGCCAGGAUUGUGCUAGGCGUGGUGGCUGCUGUGGUCACAGAUCAUGCCUAUCAUGCUGGAUCAAGUUCAUCCCUUUCCUUCAGGAUCUAUCAACUAUGGAGAAUGAUAUCCACCAAUAUGAGACCACCUGGGCUCCGGGAACAGUCAGACUAGAGGAUAUCAGUCCACCAAUCCAGAGACCAACUCGUCCUCUUCCCCACCCCAUCAUCCGACCCCAACGACCCCUCAAUUGGUCAAAAUCUCGCAAAAUCCUCAAUUUCACCCUAGUAAGCUUCUUUGUGUUAUGGACCUUCGUACAACUCGACAUUGGCUUCACAGCAUGGGGUCCAAUGCAAGGAGAACUCAACUACUCCCUCGACAUCCUAAACGCCAACGCAGCCAUCAACUACGGCGGUCUGGCCAUAGGCUGCAUAUUCUUCAUGCCGCUAGUCCACAAAUACGGCCGACGCCCAAUCUACAUAUUAAGCGUCACCCUACAGUUGGCAUCAUGCAUCUGGCAAGCCCAGAUGUCCACCGUCGGCGAUCUAAUGACCAGCGGCCUGAUAUCCGGCAUCGGCGGCGCAAUCAGCGAGGUCAUCGUGCAGAUUACCAUCGCCGACAUGUUCUUCGUGCACCAGCACGCAACGAUGAACGGAUGGUUUGUCAUCGUCCAGUCUGCGGGCGCAUUCCUUGGUCCCGUGGCUUCGGGAUACAUCGUGGUGGCACAAGGGUGGAGGUGGAUGUGGUGGUGGUGUGUGAUUUUCUUCGGAGUCACAUUACUUUGUGUGAUAUUCCUUUUCGAGGAAUCGAAAUACGUCCCUUAUCUCGAUGGUCGUGACGUUACCGUUGCUGGAGAAGUGACUGGUGAACAGUCGGAACCUCACAAAGACGCGGACGUGGCGGAUUCAAAGACCACCCAUCGUGAGACGCCCAUGAGUCGCGUACGUACAAACCCGGAUAUUCCUUUGAAGACGUAUUUCCAGCGCAUGGCUUUGGUGACUACCACCGACGAAGCACUGUGGCCGCAUUUCUAUCAGCCCAUCGUCGCGCUCUUCACUUUCCCGGCUGUUUCGUAUGCGGCUAUUACAUAUGGUUCUACGCUGAGCUGGUUUGCCAUCAUGACUUCACUACAGGCUUCUUACAUGAUUAUACCGCCUUAUAACUUCGAUGCUGUUGGUGUUGGACUGAUGAAUGUGGCACCAUUUGUUGGUGCUGUUCUCGGUUUUCCCUUUGGUGGAUAUUUGAGCGACAAGUCCAUUUUGUGGCUAUCCAAGCGCAAUGGUGGUAUCUACGAACCGGAGAUGCGUCUUUGGCUUGCUCUGCCUAUUGCUAUUAUUAGUCCUGCGGGAAUCCUAAUGUUCGGGUUGGGCCUUGCCUAUGGUGCGCAUUGGGCUCUUCUUGCUGUCGGAUUUGGAUUCUUCGGCUUUUCACUUGCUGCCAUUAGCGGUAUUUCGCUUUCGUAUCUAAUGGAUUGCUAUCAAGAGAUUAUCGGUGACGCAUUAGUCGGGGUGAUUUUUAUGCGAAACAUCUUCUCGGUUAUUGUACUCUUUGUGCUCACACCUUGGGUCAAUAAGAUGGGCCUGCGGAACUUGCAUAUUAUAUGUGCAGUUAUCUCGUUCGUGAUCCUCUCGAUCCCCGUCCCACUUCUCGUCUGGGGUAAGAAAGCUAGGAUUGCUACGGCGCCGAGUUAUAGGAAAAUGGCGGCAAAUCAGCUUAGCCAUCGGACUAUUUAG